Messenger RNA from Toxotes jaculatrix (banded archerfish), 1539 nucleotides. RefSeq names its product acidic mammalian chitinase-like. Gene Ontology annotation, molecular function: chitin binding; chitinase activity. Bases 1 to 1539 code for a protein of 512 amino acids. The record is from RefSeq and is a predicted model, not a curated record. Gene Ontology annotation, cellular component: extracellular region. Gene Ontology annotation, biological process: chitin catabolic process; carbohydrate metabolic process. The transcript is spliced from 11 exons. NCBI's taxonomy places the organism in Eukaryota, Metazoa, Chordata, Actinopteri, Toxotidae.
AUGACCAAACUCACUAUUCUUGCAGGUUUGUGCCUGGUGAUGUGCCAGCUGGCUACUGCCUCCCAGAUGGUGUGCUAUUUCACCAACUGGUCCCAGUACAGACCUGGGACUGGGAAAUACAUGCCACAAAAUGUAGAUCCCUUCCUGUGCACACAUCUGAUUUAUGCUUUCUCCAUCAUCAACAACAAAAAUGAGUUGGUUACUUAUGAAUGGAAUGAUGAGACUCUGUACAAGACCUUCAAUGACCUGAAGAGCAAAAACCCGGGUCUGAAGACAUCACUGGCUGUUGGUGGAUGGAACUUUGGUUCAACUCAGUUCUCCAUAAUGGUGUCCACACCAGCCAACCGCCAGAAGUUCAUCCAGUCAUCUAUCACAUUCCUGAGAACUCAUGGAUUUGAUGGUCUGGAUCUGGACUGGGAGUACCCUGGGUCUCGUGGAAGUCCCCCUGAGGACAAGAAAAAAUUCAGUCUGCUCUGCAAGGAACUUGUUGAAGCCUAUGCAGCUGAGGCUAAGGCCACUGGCAAACCUCAGCUCAUGCUAACUGCUGCAGUGUCUGCUGGAAAGGGAACCAUCGAUGCUGGAUAUGAAAUUGCUGAGAUUGCCAAGCAUCUGGACUUCAUCAAUGUGAUGACCUAUGACUUCCAUGGCACUUGGGAGCGAUUCACUGGACACAAUAGCCCACUGUACCGUGGGUCACAUGACAGUGGUGACCUCAUCUACUUCAACACUGACUUUGCCAUGAAAUAUUGGAGAGACAAUGGCACCCCAGUGGAGAAGCUGAGGAUGGGAUUUGCUGCUUAUGGUCGCACCUUCCGCCUGACAUCAUCAAACACUGGUGUUGGAGCCCCAGCUAGUGGACCAGCAUCAGCUGGUCCAUUCACACGUGAAGCUGGAUUCUGGUCCUACUAUGAGAUCUGCAACUUCCUAAAGGGCACUACCAUUCAGUGGAUUGAUGACCAGAAAGUCCCCUAUGCCACGAAGAACAAUGAAUGGGUGGGAUUUGACACCAGGGAGAGCUAUGAGAUCAAGGUCCAGUACAUGAAAGACAUGAAGUAUGGUGGUGCCUUUGUGUGGGCACUGGAUCUGGAUGACUUUAAAGGAGAGUUCUGUGGACAGGGAAAUCAUCCUCUUCUGUCACAUCUUCGCAAGCUCAUUGACCUUGAGAUGCCUCCACCUCCAUCAACCACAACCAAGAAACCUGUUGUUACUACCACGGCACAAACUACUACCACAACAUCCAAACCCACUGUCACCACUGCUGCACCAGCCACCACAACUACCCCCAAACCUGCUGUUACCACUACUGCACCAGUCACCACAACUACCCCCAAACCCAGCGGCACUACCAGUGCUCCAUCCACCACGACAAUCAUCCCUAUUCCAGGACGUGGCUUCUGCAAAGACAAGCCUGAUGGUACAUACGCCAACCCAGAUGACAGGACCAGCUUCUACAUAUGUGCAGGUGGCCGAACCUUUAAGAGGCAGUGUGGAGUUGGUACUGUCUUCGAAGACAGCUGCAAGUGCUGUGUGUGGCCCUAA